CUCUCCGUGUGUCCCAUGUGCAUCUUACUCGUAACAUGGUGGCCAUCGGUGCAUCAAACCAACGGUGGUGUUAGUGAUGCCUCCGGGGGUAUAUAUACGACGAGCGCUGCGGGGCUUGAUAAACACUUACCCAUCAGCGAUUACUGCUGCAGCAUGUACACGUCAUUGGUAGCCUUGAUCAUAUUAGCGGCCUGCGUCGCGGCAGCGCCCGCCGACGAGCCGAUACCGAUCAUCAGUCAAAGUCAGGAUGGUCCUAAUCCCGACGGAUCUUACAAAUGGAGCUACGAGACUGGUAACGGCAUCAAGGCUGAAGAGGAAGGUCAAUUGGAAAACGUCGGUUCCGAGAACGAGGCGAUGAGCGCACAGGGCGGUUUCAGCUACACCGGCGACGACGGCCAGCCGAUCUCGCUGACGUACAAGGCCGACGCCAAUGGCUUCCAGCCGGAGGGCGCGCACCUGCCCACCACACCGGAAAUCCCACCGUUGAUUAAGAAGGCUCUCGAGUGGAUCGCGGCGCAUCCGUCUAAGGAUGACGAGAACCAGGUGUAAAUCUACGACCGCUGUCCAUUAUGUGAUCUCACGACCUCACGUAAUUAUUCCGUAACACAAAAGAAUGGAAGACGAUCCACGAGAUGCUGAAUGAUGAGUAUCGCCGUCGCCGCCACCGCCCGCGUUGUCCUCGCCCUCGAAACGAACACGGACUGCUCUGAUUCAAAUUGUUGUAAAUAUUUAUUGUACGUUUACGAUAUUAUAUUUGUGCACAUAUUUUACUAUUCUAUUGUAUUAAUAUAUAAUAAUAUAUAUACAUAUGAGGAUACAAGCAUAUAUCGCGAUCGACUAUGUAAUGUCGUCAGGUUAUAUCACGGUGCAUUGAGAAUAAAUGUUGCAUCCCAGGAAAGACGUAUUCUAUUAAUACGCCUGAUCCUCCCGACGAAAUAUGCGAAAGUACUCGCGAGAUUCUGCCGGAGAUUCUCGAGCGUUUCUAGGAAGGAUGAGGGAAAGUUUACGAUUUGUGACUGUCACGUGAAUAAAAAAAUUUAUUUGCCUUUA
Linepithema humile (Argentine ant) is the source of this 1050-nucleotide messenger RNA. RefSeq names its product endocuticle structural glycoprotein SgAbd-4. Gene Ontology annotation, cellular component: chitin-based extracellular matrix. Gene Ontology annotation, molecular function: structural constituent of chitin-based larval cuticle. NCBI's taxonomy places the organism in Eukaryota, Metazoa, Arthropoda, Insecta, Hymenoptera, Formicidae. The record is from RefSeq and is a predicted model, not a curated record.